This is a messenger RNA of Penicilliopsis zonata CBS 506.65, 1110 nucleotides long. RefSeq lists its product as hypothetical. Bases 1 to 1110 code for a protein of 369 amino acids. The record is from RefSeq and is a predicted model, not a curated record. The transcript is spliced from 6 exons. NCBI's taxonomy places the organism in Eukaryota, Fungi, Ascomycota, Eurotiomycetes, Eurotiales, Aspergillaceae.
AUGGCUGUAGCCAUGUCUUCUCGCCGUUCCUCUGGCCCGAACACUGCUCUACAUGAAUGGAACCUCGUUACUCAAUCAUUAUGCAUCAUCUUCAUGACCUUCUUCUUUGCCUUACGGGUGUACACCCGCAAGUUCAUCCUCAACUGCUUUGGAAAGGAGGACUGGAUGUGUGCAGGUGCUUGGUUUCUCGGCACAUCAUACUCCAUUAUUGCAUUGCUCAUGGGUCAUUAUGGCGGUGGUCUACAUCAAUCUGAAGUCUCUGCCUCUGAGCUGAUCUCAUUCGACAAGACUGUAUACGUGACGAUGGUUAUGUACGGCCCGACGGCGUUCUUGACCAAGCUUUCGUUGCUAUGGAUCAUGAUCCGAGUCUUCAGCCCGUACCGCAAGGCCGUCAAGUUCAUCUACAUCCUGCUGGUGAUCAUGCUGGGAUACUACAUUCCGGCCGUCAUCGUGAAGAUUCGAAUCUGCCUGCCUAUCUCCAAGUUCUGGGACAGCUCCGUGGAGGGCUCAUGUCUGGACGAAACUUCGAUCAUCCUCGCCGACGCGGUGAUGAGUACCGUGACCGACCUGACGAUCCUCCUACUACCGUUGCCCCUCACACUCAGCCUCCAGAUGUCGGCCAGGAAGAAGAUGCGAGUGAUGGGCCUAUUGGGCGCGGGAGGGCUGGCCUGCGCAGCCAGCAUCAUCCGUCUCGUGCUGAUCAUCCUGACAAGCUCGUCCAAGGAUGGGACAUAUGCGUUUAUGCGAAUCAACAUGUUUGGAAACGCCGAGGUCGCGAUCGGAGUCAUUUGUGCCUGUCUGCCAGCCCUGUCGGCGCUGCUCUCGCGUGUCCUGCACGAGUACUCGAGCAACAAAGAGACACGCCCGUCCGGAUACGAGAUGAGUCGGAAUAAGCAUCAGCGCGGAACCGACAGUAAGAGCCACCACAGCCGGCUGCCGACGACAGUGGGGAAUGAGUCGGACCAGGACGUGCUGAUGCACCAUCCGCAGGGAGAUCCGCGGAUCGAGACCUCCAUCCAGGGCGACCGCUCGCCCCGGGGGCAGGGGUUUGCAGAGUUGGGGAUCAUGAAGACAGUGGAUGUAUCGACUUCAGUGGAGACGAUGAGAUAA